AUGAAUGAAUGAAUCAAUUAAUAAAAAAAAAAUUUAGUUAAAGUUAAUUUUUUUGGUGUUUUUUAACUAACACUCUUAAUAUUCAAUGAUUCCAUGUAAAAUUGCGGCCACAUUUUUUUAAAACAAAUUGCCAUUGAAACGUGUAUGCAAACGGGUUAUUCUGUGUGUGCAUUAACCCAAUUCCCUUUACGAAACGCACAAGAUGUUAAUGACAAAGUCAUCAACAACAACGAAAACAAAAGCAAAAAUAAAAGCAACGGUUACGACUUGCUUAAAGAGCCAGUUGGUCAGCACGUCCACAUCUUUCUCCUCAAUCGCUUCAAUGAAAUUGACUUCGAUGAGCUGCAAUAGAUUUUUUAAUCGUCAAUCUUUAUUGAUUUUUUUGGCGGCUUUACUUUUCUUAUGCUCUCUACAAAUUCCUGUCAUUCGGGGCGCUUUCGAAGAUGGCAAUAAUAAUAACGUUAAAAUAACUGAACAAAGUUUGGAAUUAACGCAAACAAUUAAUAUGCAACGUCAAGAAUAUAUGCAAAAGCAAUGCGAAACAUUGGGUUAUAACAUUUUAGAUUUAAAUGAUUUAACCGAACAACAAAUGGAACAUAUGAUUGUCGAUCGAAAACAUAAAUUGUUGUAUUGCUAUGUGCCAAAGGUGGCCUGCACUAAUUGGAAACGAGUCUUAUUGCUAAUGAAUGGUGAUUGGCAUAAUGGUACUAAUCCCUUGGAAAUACCGGGACAUGUAGUUCAUGCCGAAGGAGUAUUCAAAAACUUAAGUUCGUUAAAUGACACCGAAAAAAAUCAAAUAUUUUCCGAAUAUACACGUUUUCUAAUUGUACGUCAUCCGUUUGAGCGUUUGUUAUCCGCCUAUCGUAAUAAAUUAGAAGGUCGAACAGCAAGUGCACGCUACUUUCAGCGACGUAUCGGACGGCAAAUAAUUAAAGCUUUUCGUGUUAAUCCCAGCAAUCAUUCACUAACGCAUGGAGAUGAUGUUACUUUCGCCGAAUUUAUACAAUAUCUACUUACUCCCGAACUAAGUCUAAGUAAUCAGUCAAACUAUAAUGAACACUGGGAGCCCAUAACUAAGCUAUGCAAUCCUUGUAUUAUGAAGUAUAAUCUCUUAGGCAAAUUCGAAACUCUUUUGGAUGACUCCGCUUUAGCGCUUUACUUGGCAGGUGCCGAUCAUCUCACCUUUCCCACUGGCCACAAACAGUCGAGUACGCGUAAACAAUUACGAAAAUAUUUUGAUCCGUUAAGCAUAAGCGCCAUACGACGUUUGUAUGAAAUCUACGCCGAAGAUUUUCGUUUAUUCGAUUAUAGUUUAGAAGAUGUUUUGGGUUUUGAAUUUGGUUGAAUGUUUUUGUUUGAAAAAAAUUUUUUUUUUUUAUUUACUUAUGUACUUCAUGUUCUCACUUAUAAAUAUAUAUAUAUGUAUUUGUAUAUACAUAGAUAAGUACGUACUUGUGAUGUAUUUCUAAUAAGGCUUUUUAGUGACUAUUAUAAUUAAAGCGGGUGUUUAACAUAAAUUUCUUUUAAAAAUAAAUUGUUACAUUGAGAUUGUUAAUGCGCAUGCGCAAUAUGCUUCCAUAAAAUUGUUAAAAUUAUUUCUUUACACCACUAUUGUUAAUUGUGUGCGACCUAAAAGAUCUAUUGUACUAGCUUGUGCCCCUAGCCCUCCAUGCCAACUCUUUCUUAAACCUUCACGGGAAAUUUUGGCAUAGUCUGAAAAUUCUCGAUGAACUACGAUGUUAAUAAACUUAUUAAAAACGCUAAAUCAGACAUACCAAUAAAAUCCGCUAGUUGGUUUCUGCAUGGAGUAAUCCCGAAAAAAUCCCUACCACUAGUGUUCAGCCCAAUUUAAGGGAAAAUCCCUCCGAAAAACCAACAAAAUCAACUAUUUUGCUCUUCCCGUAAACUAUUCAAAAUGCACAUACACAGGCAGGAAGAC
Messenger RNA from Glossina fuscipes, 1939 nucleotides. RefSeq names its product carbohydrate sulfotransferase 11. The record is from RefSeq and is a predicted model, not a curated record. Lineage: Eukaryota; Metazoa; Arthropoda; Insecta; Diptera; Glossinidae. Gene Ontology annotation, molecular function: sulfotransferase activity. Gene Ontology annotation, cellular component: membrane. The transcript has 3 exons. Gene Ontology annotation, biological process: carbohydrate biosynthetic process. Bases 203 to 1345 code for a protein of 380 amino acids.